This is a messenger RNA of Galdieria sulphuraria, 1502 nucleotides long. RefSeq lists its product as uncharacterized. The record is from RefSeq and is a predicted model, not a curated record. The coding region runs from base 17 to 1462 and encodes 481 amino acids. Lineage: Eukaryota; Rhodophyta; Bangiophyceae; Galdieriales; Galdieriaceae. The transcript has 2 exons.
ACUAUCAUUGAGUAAAAUGAUGGCUUCUACUCCGACUGCAAUGGAAGGUUCGACUUCGGAUGGUUCGUCUGGUAGUAAUAAUAGCAGUAAUAGUGGAGGCGCGGUAACUGCUGAAGUGAGAUAUAUUGAAGAAACACCUGUACAAAAAUUAAACGACGAAAUUGCACAACUUGGUAGUGUGAUAAGAAGAGAUAUUCCUCGUUCUUUUUCUUGUGGAGAAACACCUGUGAAUGCAGCCGUCAGUUCAAACAGUAGGAAGCGAAGAGACUCAGGAAACGAUGGAGAACUGUACAGAAGGUCGUUUGGUUCGAAAUACAAGGGUAGCAACUACAAGGGGCCAGACCUUUCCAAAUUAUUGCCUUUUGUGGAUGCUAGCGUUCCCAUUGUGAUAGAUGACGAACCAGCACCACCUGCAGCAGUAGCUGACGAUUAUGACGGUUGGAGCGCGUUGGUUGAUAGUUUCUACUCAGGGGUGGGGAAGACCAACAACAAGUUGUCUACUUCGUUAGGUGGGGGUUGUCGAAGAGGAAAAGGAGGAUCUUUGGCAGAGCGUUUUAAAGUACCUAUACUACGAAUACUGUUCCUUUCCAAGCUUGAUGGAAACUGUUUUGAUGGGACACAUUUAACGAGAUGGAUCAUAGCGAGAAAGCUGGAGCAUAGUAUUGAUUUGAUCGCUAUCUUGGGAUAUUCAAGUCAACAAAGUGAAUAUCCCGUAUCAUCAGUUGAGCUACAAGAACGAGCUAUCCAAGGAGACCUUUCUGUUAAUAUUAGUCUGUUAGAAGGUAUCUGUCCACGUGUAGUGUUCGUUCCAGGGCCGUAUGAUCCCAAUUUAUUUCGAGUUACUCGUUCCGCAAAUAAGACAAAAGAUCGUCGGUUGCAUUUGACGAACAAUAGCUAUCAUUUAUAUCGUCAUGGCUUAAAGUUAGCUGAUGACUUACUUUUGGUAGACCCUGCCUCAUUUCGACACGAUUAUCUAUCCAAUUAUCAACCUUUUUUGGUUUGUAAAGAUUGGAACAUUUGGAACUUUCAUGCAUUGCAUCGUUUAAGUGGACAAAUAAUUCCUUGGAAUGAACAAAAAGAAGGCAAUUUUCGCAAUUCUAUGGAAACACCAUUAUUGCAUGCCAACGAGAAAACACAGAAACAGAGUAGCUUAGAAAAUAAUGUAAAAAGAAAUGAAUUGGAAGAUAUUGGAAUAAUAGCAGUGAUGAGCUGUGAGAAGAAGCAAGGGUUUGUGUCAUUGGAUCCUAUUUGGGCUAACAUUUUAAAGCCUCGCUGUUUGUUUUGUGUUGAAUAUGGAAAUGAUGAACCGGAAAUAGUCUGGACUUGUCCAGAACAUAAACAAGCCAAUAUUUAUGCUGGAAAUUUUAGUAGAAAUGGUGAGUUUGUUAUGGUAGAGAUUACUCGUAGCUGGCAAUCUCCUUAUCGCUGGAUGAUUCAUUCUGUACAGAAAUUGAAAUUGUAACUGAUAAAUGAAUAUAUCUCAAUACAAGUUUUAAAUAAUG